Megalops cyprinoides (Indo-Pacific tarpon) is the source of this 4696-nucleotide messenger RNA. It is a transcript of the gene topbp1, whose product is annotated as DNA topoisomerase II binding protein 1. Bases 56 to 4684 code for a protein of 1542 amino acids. The transcript has 28 exons. NCBI's taxonomy places the organism in Eukaryota, Metazoa, Chordata, Actinopteri, Elopiformes, Megalopidae. The record is from RefSeq and is a predicted model, not a curated record. Gene Ontology annotation, biological process: DNA replication initiation; mitotic DNA replication checkpoint signaling; mitotic G2 DNA damage checkpoint signaling.
CGAAUAUCUGAUGGAGCCUCACAACACAACGGGGGAAGCUGAGCUCUCUGCGUAGAUGAAUAUGGCCAAGACUUCAAAAGGGGACAGAGAGGGCUUUGUUGUGAAGUUUGUGGAAACCAAUCAGCGAAAAUCUGAACUUUCAUCCAAGGCCUAUGAGGCCAUCCUGGAGCUGCAGUCUGAAAAGUACCUGCAGACCAUCGAUGAGGAGACGGCACUGCACCUGGACCGCAAUGACAAGUCUCUGUAUGUCUUCAGCAACUUUUCCAGCCCUGCUUUUCAUCACUGCAGGAAGCUGGGGUGCAGAGUGGUGAGCCCGCUGGUCGUGCUCUACUGUCUGCAGCUGCAGCGCUGUGUGCCCAAGGCGGAGCAGCCAGUCUACAACAUGGCCAUGGCCGAUGUCACCAUCUCCUGCACCAGCCUGGACAAGGACACGCGGGCUGAGGUGAUGGAAUUGGUGCAGCUGAUGGGUGGCCGCGUGUACCGGGAUCUCAACGUGUCCGUCACACACCUGGUGGCUGGGGAGGUGGGCAGCAAGAAGUACCUGGUGGCCGCCAGCCUGGGCAAGCCCAUCUUGCUGCCCACCUGGGUCAGAGCAUGCUGGGAUAGAUCUCAGGACAGCCUGUUCCAGCACUCGGAGCUCCCCCUGGAGGAGUACCUGGUUCCUGUGCUGCGCGGCUGCACGGUGUGUGUCACGGGCCUGACGACCGUGGAGCGCAAGGAGGUGCAGCGGCUCUGUGAGCAGCAUGGAGGCCUCUACACUGGCCACCUCAAGAUGAACGAGUGCACGCACCUCAUCGUCGGCGACCCCAAAGGCCAGAAGUACGAGUGUGCGCGGAAGUGGAACGUGUACUGCGUGUCCUUGCACUGGCUGUUUGACAGCAUCGAGAAGGGCUUCUGCCAGGACGAGAGCCGCUAUCGCGUGGAGCCCCGAGCCCAGCCGGCCGGCCAGCCCAGCACCUCCACCCCGAGCGAUAAGAGGAAAGAUGCUGCUGCCCAGAUGCGGGGCACAUCUCUGCUGGGCGUGAGCCAGAUCUCCAACAUCAGCCUGACAUCUGUGAACGACUCGGCCCUCAGCACAGCCAUAGCCAGCCGCCUUGGGACGCCCGAUGCCCUGGACGCUCUGGACAGCACCACCUGCCCUGUGGAUGAUCUGCUGGACGGCUGCAAGCUCUUCCUGUGCGGACUCUCGGGGAAGAGGCUGGAGAAGGUGCGGCGCAUGGUGAACAGUGCCGGCGGCCUGCGCUUCAGCCAGCCCAGCGAGGAGCUCACCCACGUCAUCAUGGGGGAGCCAGACCAUGACCUCGUCGGCUUCCUGUCCAAAGCCUCUCGCAGGCCCCACGUGGUGACAGUGCAGUGGCUGCUGGACAGCUUCUCCAAGGGCUGCCGGCUCCCGGAGGAGGGCUACUUCCACCCCGCCUGCCUGCCCCCUGCGCCGGCCUCCCCGGAGAUGCCUGCCGCCUGUGCCCCUCCCCGUACGCCCGUCUCCUCCUCCGCGGGGCCACCAUUUCCCAGCCCCAGCACUUCUCGCAAGAAGAAGGCAGAGGAGGAGCUGCUCUCACAGUACCUGGACCAAGAGCAGACUGUGGUUGAAGUGGCUCAGCCUGGCAGCAGUAGCAGAGGGCAGAGCACGCUCAUCCCGGAGCCAGAGGCUUUAAACCCAGAGCCAGUGCAGCAGCAGGACUCCACCCUCGCCGGCCCAGAGGAGGGCGGCCUGUUUUCGGGGAGGUGCUUCCUGCUGGUCGGCUUUGGCGCAGAGGCCGAGGUCCAGCUGUCAGCGCUGGUGGCGGAGAAUGGCGGGAAGGUGCUGGGUGCGCGCACACGCACGGUGGCCGACUACGCCAUCGUGCCGCUGCUGGGCUGUGAGGUGGAAGCCACCGUAGCGGAGGUCGCUACGGACACCUGGCUGGCGAUGUGUGUGGAGCAGCAACGUGCGCUGGAGCUGUACUCGCACCCCCUCUUCACCCCGCUGGCUGUGCUGGACGGCAGAGCCCCCCUAAAGGACUGCGUGCUGUCCGUCAGCCAGUUCACUGGGGCCGAGCGCGAGUCCCUUGUGGAGCUGGCCAAGCACCUGGGUGCCAGUGUACAGGACUGCUUCGUGCGCACAGCCAACCAGCGCAAGGGCAUGCUGGCCAGCACCCAUCUGGUGCUGAGGACCCCGGAGGGCAGCAAGUACCAGGCCGCGCAGAAGUGGGGGCUGCCCGCGGUGACCAUGCGCUGGGUGCUGGAGUCGGCCAGGAGGGGGCGCCGUGCCGACGAGAGCAACUUCCUUGUGGACCGUCCACCCUCUCCAGAGAGAGAGGAUGAGAGCUUCGUCGGGGGGUCUCAGAAGGCCCCUGAGCCUGCGCCCCGCGCCUCCCCGGAGAUCCCCCUACUGGGGCCACAAGGCGGGGCGACCGUCACCCCCCUGGACGUGGGUCGCUUCCAGAGCAAGGCCUUCCGCUCUGCGCUCAGGCAGGGUCGUCAACAGGAGGAUACGAUCCAGGAGCAGGAAGGCAGGAGAGCAGCCCAGAGAGAGCCCUCUCUGCAGCUGGACACGCCCUCCCGCUUCCUGUGCAGAGAUCAGCUCUUCAGACCAACUUUCAACGUCAAGGAUGCGUUGGCUGCUCUGGAGACCCCAGGGGGCAGGACACAGCAGGGCAGAGGGGUCGCAACCCCGCUGUCGGAGGUCAUCGGGAGGAACCUGCAGGUGGCCCUGGCCAACAGCACCCGCGGCCACAUCAGCGCGAUGACUGCCCUGACCGCCAGCCCUCAGCUGAGCAGGGAGCCGGAGCGCGCGGUGCAGGAGAAGCAGCCUGCUCCCCUGGCAGGCGUGGUGAUCUGCGUCAGCAAGAAGCUGAGCAAGAAGCAGAGCGAGCUGAACGCCAUCGCUGCCUCGCUGGGCGCAGACUUCAGGUGGUCCUGCGAUGACACGGUGACCCACUACAUCUACCAGGGGCGAGUCGGGGACAGCAGCCGGGAGUACAGGGCAGUGAAGGAGAGAGGGGUGCACGUGGUCUCCCAGCACUGGCUGCAGGCGUGUGCAGAGGAGCAGAAGCAUGUGUCCGAGUCCCUGUACCCCUUCACCUACAACCCCAAGAUGAGCCUGAACCUCAGCCAGGUGGCAGACAGCACACAGAGGUCACCCCCAGCAUCUCGCGCUCAGGCCAGAGACCUCACCGAGACCCCGGGGGACAGGUCCCUGUGUGGCCCGGAGGACAACGGCAAAGAAAGCAGAAAAACCCUACAGUGUGUCAGCAAUGGAGAUGCUGAGAAAGAGCCGGCAGAGCAGGACAACACGGAGCAGAGAGACCUGGCGGAGGCCCUGGAGAUGAGGGAGAACCUGCAGCGCCAGCUCCAGGAAAUCAUGUCAGCCACCACUCUGGCCAGUGGGCGGCGCUCUUCCACUAGGCUGGCGAGGGUUGGAUCGGGAGGGCUGGACACCAACCCGCACACCCCUGACAGCGCGGGCCGAGCCGGGAGGACGGGAAGGAGCCGCGCGCUAGAGGCCCUACGGCACUCCCGGCGGGCCGCCCCGGAGGUUAACACGGAGCCCUCGCAGAGCGAGCAGAUCGUGUGGGAUGACCCCACUGCGCGGGAGGAGCGCGCCAAGCUGGCCGACAACCUACAGUGGCCCGGCAGCCCCUCCCAGCACUCGGACCCACUGCCCCUGCAUGGCCUGGGGGGCGCGGUCAACGGCCACGCAGAGCCCAGAGACCACACCAGGGAGUCCAUGACCGACUCCGAGCUGGUGGAAAUGGCGGCCUGCGAUGUGAUCGAUGAGCACAUGGGAAAGAAGGCCUUAACGCCCCCCCAGGAGGAGACGGAGCCCCGGAUUCUCACCCCCCAGGCGCCCAGCAUCGCCUUCCCCAUCACCAACCCUCCCAUGCCACCCCAGCCGCAGGCGGAGGACAUUAGCGAGGCGGCGGAGGCCGAGGCAGAGCCGCCGCGGUUCCAGCUCUCAUCCCUCAACCCGCAGGAGCGAAUCAACUACAGCCACCUGAUAGAUGAGCUGGGAGGAGUGGUCCUGGACAAGCAGUGCUUCGACCCCAGCUGCUCCCACAUCAUCGUCGGACAGCCGCUGCGCAACGAGAAGUACCUGGCCGCCAUGGCCGCUGGGAAGUGGAUCCUGCACCGCUCCUACCUGGAGGCCUGCCGCGCUGUCGGCCGCUUCGUCCAGGAGGAGGACUAUGAGUGGGGCAGCAGCUCCAUCCUGGAAGCCCUGCCCGGCAUCAGCCCCCAGCAGCGCAGGCUGGCCCUGGCAGCCAUGAGGUGGCGGAGGAACCUGCAGGGCCAGCAGGGCCGAGAGGGAGCCUUCAGUGGUUGGACUGUCAUGCUGAAUAUCGACACAGCGCGAGAGGCGGGGUUCCGACGGCUCCUGCAGUCUGGGGGUGCCAAGGUGUUCCCCAGCCCCCUCCCCGCCCUCUACAAGGAGACCACACACCUGUUUGCAGACUUCAGCCGACUGAAGCCAGGCGACUUCCGUGUGAACGUACAGGAGGCUGUGGCCCAGGGGGUGAAGUGCCUGAAGCCAGAGUUCAUUGCCGACUACCUGAUGCAGGAGCCGUCGCCCACAGCGGAGCUGUAUUACCUGCCCGAGGCUGCGCAGCACCUGCAGGGCGAUGCCUGCAGCAGCCGAGCCACGCCGUCACGCAAGCGCAAAGCCUCCGGAGACUCCGCCACGCUGAAGAAGACCAGGCUCAUGUGAGACCGGGCCAGC